Molecule: messenger RNA, 1584 nt
Organism: Capronia coronata CBS 617.96
Lineage: Eukaryota; Fungi; Ascomycota; Eurotiomycetes; Chaetothyriales; Herpotrichiellaceae
Exons: 5
Coding region: 1-1584 (527 amino acids)
Molecular function (GO): monooxygenase activity; oxidoreductase activity, acting on paired donors, with incorporation or reduction of molecular oxygen
Source: RefSeq, a predicted model, not a curated record
AUGGCUCCCAAGAAGAAGAUUCAUCUCAACUUCUUCGAGAUGGCGUGCAACAGCGCGCACAUGGGUCUGGGAAUGUGGAAGAAUCCAGGCGAUAUGCAGCCGCAGAAGGACACGCUUGAAUACUACAUGUGGCUCGCGCGACUGGCCGAGAAGGGCAAGAUCACAGGCAUCUUCUUCGCAGACGUGUACGGGGUCGACGACGCAUUCCCCGGGCAGAUGGAGGCGCAGUUCAAAGCCGGAGGAAACUGUGCUCAACUGGAUCCGCUGGUUCUGGUCUCAGCCAUGGCGGCCGUAACCAAAUCCGUGUGCUUUGGCAUCACCGGGAGCACAUCCUACAUCAAUCCAUUUGUUCUCGCUCGGACGUACUCUACUUUGGACCAUGUGACCAAGGGGAGGAUCGCGUGGAACGUGGUGACCAGCUACUCGACAUCGUCUGCGAAGGCGAAUGGCCUGGACGACAUCACUCCGCAUGACAAGAGAUAUGAGAAAGCACACGAAUACAUGGAUCUUUGCUAUGCGCUCUGGGAGGGAUCGUGGGAGGACGGAGCCAAAGUGUUCAACCCAGAUACAGGGAUAGCAUACGACCCCGAGAAGGUCCACAAGAUCAACUUCAUCGGGAACCACCACAAGACGUCGGCCUACAGCGCGGCACACCCAUCUCCGCAACGGACACCCGUCAUCUUCCAAGCCGGGCAGUCGACCGCGGGCAAGGCGUUUGCUGCCCUGAACGCCGAAGCCAUCUUCGUCGGCGGAGGCAAGGCCGCAGACACGGCGCCGUACGUCAAGGAAAUCCGCGCCGCCGCGGCCGCCAACGGCCGAGACCCCAAUCACAUCAAGGUGUUCCCGCAGAUCGCCCCCAUCAUCGGCCGGACCAUGGAGGAGGCCCAGGCCAAGUACGAGCGGUACAAGGCCCUCGCCGACUGGCGCGGAGGAUUGGCCAAGUUGAGCCAGUACCUCAACGUCGACCUGUCGCAGUACCCGCCGGAUGAGCCGUUUGACGUCGACUCGGUCGGCCAUUCCGACAGUUCCAUCCACGCCCUGGUCAACAUGCUCAAGCGGUUCCGAGGCAUGACUGUGACGCCGCGAUUCCUCGGCGAGAAAAUGGCUUUCUGUGGCUUCGGUGCCAUGCCGGUGGGCGAUCCCGAGACCGUGGCUGAUGUGUUCGAGGACUGGGUCAACAACGCCGACGUCGACGGGUUCAACGUGGCUUACGUCUCCAACCCCGAGUCGUAUGAGGAUCUCGUCGAGCUGCUCGUGCCCGUGCUACAGAGGCGUGGUCUCAUGUGGGACGAUUACACCGUGCCCGGAGGCUCAUACAGAGAGAACCUGCUCGGCACGCCGGGCCAUCCAACUGUCCCCAAAGGUCACCCUGCGUACAACUUCCGCUACGACAUCUUGAAGGAGAAGUAUGGCGACGAAAACGGUGAUAUCACGAUCGACCGCCGCGCCGUUGCCCCUGUCGAGGAGCCGCAGGAGCCACAAAAGUCCGAUGGCCAGAAGACAAUGCCGAUUGUAGAGACGGCAGCUGUCAAGCCGGUGAUCAAUGGUGGACACCCCCCUGCACCAGUUGAGGCUGCUGCUUAG